Elephantulus edwardii (Cape elephant shrew) is the source of this 1785-nucleotide messenger RNA. RefSeq names its product synaptotagmin XVII (gene SYT17). Lineage: Eukaryota; Metazoa; Chordata; Mammalia; Macroscelidea; Macroscelididae. Gene Ontology annotation, biological process: regulation of calcium ion-dependent exocytosis; cellular response to calcium ion; calcium-ion regulated exocytosis. The record is from RefSeq and is a predicted model, not a curated record. Gene Ontology annotation, cellular component: membrane. The coding region runs from base 331 to 1755 and encodes 474 amino acids. Gene Ontology annotation, molecular function: clathrin binding; calcium-dependent phospholipid binding; syntaxin binding. The transcript has 8 exons.
CCCAGGCGCCCCACCUUGUUCCAGCCUGGGGAGCGCCUCGGGGGCAGCGCGGGACAGUCAGGGAGGCCGAGGCAGGGGCCCUGGGCGUCCGAGCUCCCCAAACCUGGGAGGCGGCCCUGAGUCCCGGAGUCUGAACGCUGGGAAAAGCAAGGACGGGGCGGCCGGCGGAGGGGCGGGAGCUGCUCAUCAGUCACGCCAGUCACGUCUGGGGCCACCCGGCAGCCUAUUUCUCCCUUUCCCCUUUUGCUUUCAUCCCCCUCUCCUGUUGGUGAGGGCAAAGUGGCCGUGGAGGCGCCAUGCCCGGGCCGGAGUGAGUGCGCGCGGGCGAAAAUGGCGUACAUCCAGUUGGAACCUUUAAAUGAGGGUUUUCUUUCUAGAAUCUCUGACCUGUUGCUGUGCAGAUGGACUUGUCGCCACUGCUGUCAGAAGUGCUAUGAGGCCAGCUGCUGCCAGUCCAGCGAGGAUGAGGUUGAAAUCCUGGGGCCUUUUCCUGCGCAGACACCGCCCUGGCUGAUGGCCAGCCGGAGCAGCGACAAGGAUGGCGACUCUGUCCACACGGCCAGCGACGUCCCGAUGACCCCACAGACAAGCUCCUCAGAUGGGAGACGCUCCUCUUCAGACACCUCUAAGUCCACGUACAGCCUAACGCGGAGGAUCUCCAGUCUCGAAUCCAGAAGACCCAGCUCCCCACUCAUCGACAUUAAACCCAUUGAGUUUGGCGUUCUCAGCGCCAAGAAGGAGCCCAUCCAGCCCUCCGUGCUGCGGCGGACCUACACACCUGACGACUACUUCCGCAAGUUUGAGCCCCGCCUGUAUUCCCUGGACUCCAGCAGUGAUGAUGUGGACUCCCUGACGGACGAGGAGAUCCUGUCCAGGUACCAGCUGGGCAUGCUGCACUUCAGCACCCAGUAUGACUUGCUGCACAACCACCUGGCCGUCAGGGUGAUUGAGGCCAGGGACCUGCCGCCCCCCAUCUCCUACGAUGGCUCACGCCAGGACAUGGCCCACUCGAAUCCCUACGUCAAGAUCUGCCUGCUGCCGGACCAGAAGAACUCUAAGCAGACGGGGGUCAAGCGCAAGACCCAGAAGCCAGUGUUCGAGGAGCGCUACACCUUUGAGAUCCCCUUCCUUGAGGCCCAGAGGAGGACCCUGCUUCUCACCGUAGUGGAUUUUGACAAGUUCUCACGCCACUGCGUCAUUGGGAAGGUGUCCGUCCCUCUGUGCGAGGUCGACCUGGUGAAAGGUGGGCACUGGUGGAAAGCGCUGAUUCCCAGUUCUCAGAAUGAAGUGGAGCUGGGGGAGCUGCUUCUCUCCCUGAAUUAUCUCCCGAGUGCUGGGAGACUGAAUGUUGAUGUCAUCCGAGCAAAGCAACUUCUUCAGACAGAUGUGAGCCAGGGUUCAGACCCCUUUGUGAAAAUCCAACUGGUUCAUGGACUCAAGCUAGUGAAAACCAAGAAGACAUCCUUUUUGAGAGGCACUAUUGAUCCUUUCUACAAUGAAUCGUUCAGCUUCAAAGUUCCCCAAGAAGAACUGGAAAACGCCAGCCUAGUGUUUACAGUGUUCGGUCACAACAUGAAGAGCAGCAACGACUUCAUCGGGAGGAUUGUCAUCGGCCAGUACUCUUCCGGGCCCUCCGAGUCUAACCACUGGCGGCGGAUGCUCAGCACCCACCGCACGGCCGUGGAGCAGUGGCACAGCCUGAGGUCCCGGGCCGAGUGUGACCGCGUGUCCCCCGCCUCGCUGGAGGUGACCUGAAGGCCUCCAGGAAGGCAGCUGUCGCUGGUU